UUGGGCGGUGUGCACGUGCAUGUCCGCGAUGGGGCGCGCACGUCACGACACUGAAUCUCAGUCAGAUGUAGGGUAGCGGGACAGCCACGCAAUAUUACCUACCAGAAGCAGGGUUAGGUUCACCCCAGUUUACCACCAAGUGGGGAGGACUUUAGCCCUGUGAGGAGGCCUAGUUGGGUGGGUGGCAUGAUGAGUGGGAAGAACCUGCUGCUCAAGGUAAUCCUACUGGGAGAUGGUGGAGUGGGCAAGUCCUCCUUGAUGAACCGCUAUGUCACAGACCGGUUUGACUCCCAGUCUUUCCACACCAUCGGCGUGGAGUUCCUUAAUCGGGACUUGGAAGUGGAUGGACGCCUUGUCACUCUUCAAAUAUGGGACACAGCCGGUCAGGAGCGCUUCAAGUCACUACGUACACCUUUCUACCGAGGCGCCGACUGCUGCCUGCUCACAUUUGCCGUGAACAACCUGCAGAGCUUUCAGAACCUGGGCAGCUGGAAGAAGGAGUUCAUGUACUACUCUGACGUCAAAGACCCCGAGCGGUUCCCUUUUGUGGUACUGGGCAACAAGAUAGACAUGGAGCAGAGGGAGGUUGGGGAGGAUGAAGCGCGGGCCUGGUGUGAAGAGAACGGCUGCUGCCCUUACUUUGAGACCAGUGCUAAAGAUGACACUAAUGUCACCGCUGCGUUUGAGGCAGCUGUCAGGGAGGUUCUGGCUGCUGAGGACCAGAUUGAUCAUGCGCUCUUGAGUAGUACUAUUGAUCUCCAUGGAAACCGCAAAACCUCCCGAAGAUCUUGUUGCUGAUUGGUGUGAAUCCACCCUGUUUUAAUCCCUCUGGCUGAAACUUGCCUGUGGUAGUUUUAAGAGCCAGUCAUAUAUUGUUUAUGGUACGUGUACUGUUGGUACAAGGUACUGAGUGCAGUAUUCCCUGAAGAUAAUAUGAAUAGGAUACACCUGCUCUGAGGAGGCGUAUCAAGGAUUUAGCUGGUUUCUAGAAUGUUGAAUUAUUGCUCCUACAAAGGUACCGGCACACUUACAAGCUGUGCUGCCAGUAGUAUGGUACAAACCAUUGUUUCCAGCUUGUGCAGGGACUAUAGCAUCUAGUGCAUUUAAGGGAUUAACUUUAAUCAAAAUAAUAUAAUUUGGAAUUAAUGCAUUUGAACAAAGAAUAUACCAAUCCACCUUUGAAGAGCACUCCUUUUUUUGCUCUGUAAAGCUGUGUUUCCACCAUAGGAACUUUCCUAAGGGACUAGGAGCCUUUGAAAGGACUCUGUAUGUUUCCAUCAAAGGGACAAAGGUCUAAAGAUUAAAUUCUCUGGGAAAUGUUUACCUCCAAAAAGCUCUUGUUUGUGCAACAGUGUUUUCCCUUGGUUUAGGAACAGUGGUAAUAAUGUUUGCAGCACUAAACUUGUAGCAUUCAGCCAGUCCAUCUUAGUCAUCUUACUUCAAGUUGUUGCAGUUGCUUAUUUUGCUUACUUUAAGGCUUAUAUCAGAGAUUACUGUUGUUAAGCACAAUACUCAGAUUUGGUUCGUCUGCCUGGUUUUUCUAAAAAAAAAUAUAUGAAGAGAGCAGUUGUGGUUGAGUAAGCUAGAGAGUGCAGUGUUUUGCUCAGAAUUGGAUUGUAAUUGUGGUGGUACCAGGGGUGCCUUUGUAAAUGUGCCCAGAAAUUACGUACACCCACACAUUUUUAAAUGAAAUUAAAUAGCGUCUCAUAUAAUGUGCCCCUCUGACUCUUUUAAUUUUCAAAUAUUUUGGGAGAAAUAAAUAACGGAUAUAUUCAGCUAUCUGUCCACUAGAUGGGUACUACCAGACACCCCACAAUAUAUUAUUAUUACAGUAUUUUACU
This is a messenger RNA of Pundamilia nyererei, 1841 nucleotides long. RefSeq names its product RAB9B, member RAS oncogene family (gene rab9b). The record is from RefSeq and is a predicted model, not a curated record. Gene Ontology annotation, cellular component: phagocytic vesicle; lysosome; late endosome. Lineage: Eukaryota; Metazoa; Chordata; Actinopteri; Cichliformes; Cichlidae. Bases 187 to 798 code for a protein of 203 amino acids. Gene Ontology annotation, biological process: retrograde transport, endosome to Golgi; Rab protein signal transduction. The transcript has 2 exons. Gene Ontology annotation, molecular function: GTP binding; GTPase activity.